Molecule: messenger RNA, 939 nt
Organism: Vidua macroura (Pin-tailed whydah)
Lineage: Eukaryota; Metazoa; Chordata; Aves; Passeriformes; Viduidae
Gene: NFKBID
Product: NFKB inhibitor delta
Exons: 9
Coding region: 1-939 (312 amino acids)
Biological process (GO): regulation of gene expression
Cellular component (GO): nucleus
Molecular function (GO): protein binding
Source: RefSeq, a predicted model, not a curated record
AUGGUGGAGGACUUUGACACCUCCCAGUGGCGAAUCUCAGCUGCAAGAAGAAUUCUGCAUAUUUAUGCAGCUAAAGGCCUGAGGGCCCACACGCUGGCAGCUGCAGAGCGCAUGAAAGCCCUGAGGAGACUCGAUGCCAAGGAGCACAGAGGAAAGACUCCCCUGCUGGUGGCUGUCACUGCCAGGCAGGCAGCCAUCGUCCACGACCUCAUCCAGGCAGGAGCAGAUGUCAACGCCGUGGACAACAAAGGGCAGUCAGCUUUACACCUUGCUGCAACCUAUGGCUACACCCAGGUCCUCCAGGUUAUCCUGUCACUGGGUUUCCCUCUGGAUCUGGAAAUGAAGGAUUUUGAAGGCCAUACCCCUCUCCACUGUGCUGUCCUGGCCCACAACGCCCUGCUGAGGGACCAGGGCAGGCAGGCACUGACAGAGGAGCAGCACAGGGAGCUGCAGCAGCAGAGCAGGGAGCUGGAAUCCUGCAUCCAUCUCCUGGUGCAGAGCGGAGCCUCCAUCUACAGCCGGGAUGUGAAAAGCAACAAGACAGUUCUUCAUUACACAGUCCAGGAUGGGAACGUCUCCCUGCUCAGGUACUUCCUGGAGCUGAACGCUUUCAAAUCCAAGGAUUUUGUCAACAACAAGCUUUUUCUCAUUUACAACCGUUACCAGUCAUACCUGACCAGACAGGGCACAGAUUUCUACACGGCCCAUGGCAACACAGCCCUGCACAUGGCAGCUGCUUUGCCUGGUAGCAAGAACCAGAAGGAAAUCAUCCAGCUGCUCCUGGAGCAUGGGGCAGACCCCAGCAUCCGGAAUUUGGACAACGACCAGCCAAUCCACAUGGCCCCUCCUGGAAAAGCUGGGGAUCAGGUCAGGCAUUUGCUGAAGAAAGGGAAAGUCACACCUGCGUUCAACUCCUGCCACAGAAAUGCCAGAUCCUGA